This is a messenger RNA of Vollenhovia emeryi, 1890 nucleotides long. RefSeq lists its product as uncharacterized. The record is from RefSeq and is a predicted model, not a curated record. The transcript is spliced from 5 exons. Bases 576 to 1397 code for a protein of 273 amino acids. NCBI's taxonomy places the organism in Eukaryota, Metazoa, Arthropoda, Insecta, Hymenoptera, Formicidae.
UCCAAAACAUUUUUCUCUACAGUUGUUAUUAUCUAACCAACAAAAAGGAAAAGAUGUUCAUUGCAUUUUUGUACGCUUUGAGCCCUGACUUAUGAACUUAAUGACAUUGAUUAACGUAUCAUUACUUGAUUUUCGAUACCCCACUACUGGCACCAGCCACGACGCAACACGAAAAGUAUAAACAUGUUUCAAAACGUUCCGACAGAGAACCGGUUAGUCAUACGACGAUACGGUGAAGCUGUAGCAACGUCGAUCUGAGAAUUAGCAUUCUGAUUAUGUGAAACCAGUCACAGUAUUUAAUUUUAUUUUAAAUCAAUACGAAAAAGACUUUUAAAUAUUUCGCAAGUGACUGAAGAAGUGUUCCACCAAAAAUAAGUACGAAUAAGUAAUAUAUAUAAAUUGUAGCACGGUACUGAUAUAUUACAAGAUGGGGAUACGUGGUCAUAUUGGUUUACAUCCCUGAUAAAUGACAAUAAAUUAUUUGGCAUUAUGUACCAGGAUUCUCUUCUCUAAUCGAAUUGAUUACAUAGGAAUUUGUUUCACGAAAAAAUAGAAAUAUUAAGAGGACUCAUAACAUGUCUAAGAUUUUUAUAUUAUUCGCUGUGAUGCCGCACCUACUUUGUACCAUGGUGCAUGGUACAAUGUUGUGUUCGGAAUACUUCACAUACACAAUAAAUCCUGAAACAUUCAAGAUAUUGGGAAGACUCGAAAUCACAUCUCCACCAGAAAAUGACGAAAUGUUUUAUGUAAAAGUUGCCUUAAACGUUACCGAUGAUUCUUUGAAUGGGUUAUUUCAAUUAGAAUUGGCACGACCGAUAAAAGAGACCAUUCAAGCCAUUCGACAAGGCAGACCUUUAGUGUAUCAUAUUAAUUUUCCUUCGGGCGCAAAAUUUCCGACAUUAUCCGCGAUAUGGUUUAAUAAUCGGCAAUAUUGCUUUGGCUCCGCAGAUAUAUUCCGUUGCAUCUCAGCGUCAAAUAGAAAUAUCCUAGCCAAUAUCGAAUUGGGGCAUAUUGUGUACCCUCCAAACGAAGAACCACUGUCGCAAGAUUUUCAACCGUGGCAUCGAAAUUCGAGUGGCUACCGCAUAAACAAUCCGAGUUACAAUAGCAAUGCCGAAUGCGAUGUUACCAGUUACUACACCGAUAGUACAAAUAGACUGAUCCCCAAUGGUGAGACCUCAUUACCAGGCCAGUGGCCGUGGGUAGUUGCAAUCUACCUUAUUAGAAAAAAAAGAUUUGAGAGAAUAUACAGCUUUCAAUGUGGUGGUUCUCUUUUAACAAACAGACAUGUACUAACAGGUAUGUUAAUCGAGAAAAUUCAAAAUUUCCAUAGUCCAUAUAUUAAACACAUUGCAAGUGAGUUAGUUUCUCGUCCUCCAUAUACGAGUAUAUUCUAGAAUGUUUAUAGCAAAAUUUUAAUUGUUAUCUAUUAAUAUUAAGAAAAGAGCGGAUAUCUUAAUUUUCGAUAGAUAUUCAGAAUUCAUCGAAAUAUAAUGAAGGAAUAUAUGUAUAAUUGUAUAAUAAUAAAGUGUCUAGAAUAAUUACAUAGGUAGCAUAAUAUCUCAAAAAUGUAUAAUAAUAAUGACGAGGCGUUAAGGAUGACAGUGGAAAAAUAUAUGUAUGUAUAUAAAUAUGCGAAUAUGCAACAUGCGAUAUGCGAACAUUUCAGCAAUAUCGCGUAUUCGCAUACUUACAUAUACAUUUUUUGCACUGUCUUCCUUAACAGCUUGUCAUUACUACUAUAGGCCGUUGUUCUAUUAUUUGUGUUUAAACAUAACGAGCACGUUGUUUCUGUUGUAAGUAUGAUAUUUCCUCGAGAUUAUCUCCAGUACGUUUAGGAUGUCUUGUAAUAUUUAUAAAAAGGAUGAUCUGCGUGCUGUAUUAAUAUUG